AUGAAUGAUAAUUAGGGAUAAAAUAAUGGUACUGAAAAUGAUAACUGGAAUAAUUAUGAUUCUAAGAAUAAAAAGUAAGAUGCUUGGGAUAAUUUAAAUGAUGAUCCUUGGUAAACCAAAAAUGAUGAAUAGGAUAAAAGUGAUGAUGCAUGGGGUACAGCUAAGGCUGAGGAUCCUUGGGGAGAUAUUUCUAAUACAAUAGCAUAGGUUGGCUCUAAAAGAUAAAGAGAACAAAGUCCCUAAAAUAAUGAAAACUAGUGGUGA
Molecule: messenger RNA, 264 nt
Organism: Stylonychia lemnae
Lineage: Eukaryota; Ciliophora; Spirotrichea; Sporadotrichida; Oxytrichidae
Source: the annotation of a GenBank genome assembly